GCGGAAUCCAAUGUAGACUUCACUCUAACGACUCUUAAAUAAUCCCUUUCAACUUCCUCCUCUCCAUAAAACCCCAAUUUUUCUUCAUUCAAUCAGUUCCAUCACCAAAAUCCCAUUCAAAUUUAGUCAUAUGUUAGUGUAAAAAGCAUCUAUACGAACCCAAAAUGUCAAAAUCCCCACUCCCUUCUUGUUUCCGACCUGCAACCACGAAAACUAUAACCCACCACCACUCCACCACGGCGCUGCCGCCGUCAUCCACCAACAAUCCUAACCUAAUCACCUGUCUUUACAACACUGGUUUAGGCCUGUUUGCCUUAACAUGGUCCCGCAAUCUCUUCAGCCGGAGCCUCCAUCUCCACUUCCUCCUUGACAACAGAUCCUCCUCCGCCGCCGCCGUGGAGGAAAAUGACAAAGACUUCACUUUUCCUUCCUUACCCACAUCUUCCUUUCACCUCCUUAUCAAGCCCUUUAUUUUCUGGAACAAACAAGGCUCUAAAAGGCUUGAUAUCAACAUCAAAUCAGUUAAAAAUGCUUACAUCUUUUGGGAUCUUUCUAGAGCCAAAUACGGAGCUGGACCUGAGCCACAGACCGGAUUCUACAUCGCCAUUGUUAUAGAUGGUGAAAUGGUAUUACUAGUUGGUGAUUUUGCAAAAGAAGCCUAUGCAAAAACCAAAGCAAGAAAUCCCAACAGAAACCAAACAAUGGUGUUAAGAAGAGAGCAUGUGUAUGGCAACAAGCUUUACACUACAAAAGCCAAUUUUGGUGGCAAAGAGAGAAACAUCUCCGUGGAUUGUAGAAUUGGUGACGACCCUAGAUUAUAUAUGUCAGUCGAUAGCAAAAGGGUUCUGCAGAUCAAGCAUUUGAAAUGGAAAUUUAGAGGUAACGAGAGAAUUGAAGUUGAGGGAGUGAAUGUACUGGUUUCAUGGGAUGUGUACAACUGGUUGUUCGAAGAAAAUCGUGAAGAUGGUUAUGCAUUGUUCACAUUCAGAUUUGAAGAUGAUGAAGAUUAUGGGAAUGUGAUUUGGUCACAACAGUCAUUUGGAUUUGGAUUUGAGACCAAGAAAAUGAAGAAAGGUUUGUUGAGAUCGGCAGGAAGUUCAUCUUCUUCGUCAUUGUCAUCAGUUUCUUCUACUUGCAGUUCUGUUAUGGAAUGGGCAAGUAUGGAAGAGAAUGAAUUGAAGGUUCUUACUGGAUUUUCUUUGUUGAUUUAUGCUUGGAAAAGCUGAAGAUUUUUUUCUUUCUUUUUCAAUUUUCACUAACCCGUUUGUUCAUGAACAUAAUAUCGAAAUAAAUAAAAAAGAUUUAUCAGAACUCAUAGCAUUUGUCAAUUCACCUGCCCAGUAAAGGGAAAAUUAUUUUUUGUUUGUAGUGUUUUUAUUGUACCAAAGUUGCAGAAAAAUCGAUUGAUGAAGAAAAUACAGAAGAUUAUUUUUUUUU
This is a messenger RNA of Olea europaea var. sylvestris, 1437 nucleotides long. RefSeq lists its product as uncharacterized. The record is from RefSeq and is a predicted model, not a curated record. Lineage: Eukaryota; Viridiplantae; Streptophyta; Magnoliopsida; Lamiales; Oleaceae. Bases 165 to 1226 code for a protein of 353 amino acids. The transcript has a single exon.